Molecule: messenger RNA, 1245 nt
Organism: Penicillium argentinense
Lineage: Eukaryota; Fungi; Ascomycota; Eurotiomycetes; Eurotiales; Aspergillaceae
Exons: 1
Coding region: 1-1245 (414 amino acids)
Biological process (GO): carbohydrate metabolic process
Molecular function (GO): alpha-L-fucosidase activity
Source: RefSeq, a predicted model, not a curated record
AUGCCCUUGUUCAAUCUCUUAGAGCGCAUGGCGAAGUCCGGCGAAACAACUGCGCGAGUUAUGUAUGGGUGCGGUGGCUGGGCCGCGCAUUCCUGCACGGAUAUCUGGGCCGAUACUGCUCCGGCCGAUCGGUGGAUGCCGGCCACGAUCUGGCCCCUUGGAGGCGCAUGGCUUUGCUAUCAUAUCUGGGAGCACUACCGCUUCGUUGGAAAUGUCGACUUCCUUCGCCGAAUGUUGCCCAUUCUGCGAGGAUGUGUGGAGUUUCUCGUGGACUUCCUGGUGGAAAAUGGUACUGGCACAUAUCUGACCACAAAUCCCUCAGUGUCUCCAGAGAAUUCUUUCUUGGAUUCUAAAGGUCAGAAGGGUGUAUUGUGCGAGGGAUCAACGAUAGACAUCCAGAUAGUCGACGCUAUCCUCGGAGUAUUUGAGUCGGCUAUGGGAGAGUUGGGCCUGACUGACAACCUGUUGGAAAGGGCUGGCAGGACGCGAGCUCGACUUCCACCAAUGAAGAUCAGUGACUCUGGCUAUCUCCAAGAAUGGCCGAUUGACUAUGAAGAAGUUGAGCCCGGUCACCGACACACCUCACAUCUAUGGGCGUUGUACCCUGGAAAAGCUAUUAACCCAGUGGAGUCACCAGAGCUCGCUGCAGCAUCUGGGGUCGUUCUACGUCGUCGUGCUCAGCAUGGUGGUGGUCAUACUGGUUGGAGCCGCGCCUGGCUCAUCAAUUUGCAUGCUAGGCUUUUCGAAGGCGAAGAAUGCAAGAUGCAUUUAGAUCAACUUCUAGCCAAGUCAACUUUACCGAAUCUUCUGGACAGCCACCCACCAUUUCAGAUCGACGGCAACUUCGGUGGCGGCGCGGGCAUCGUUGAAAUGUUGAUACAGUCCCACGAGCCCGGAAUGAUCCGCCUGCUUCCUGCAUGCCCAAAUGACUGGUCGGGGAUGAUCCGUGGUGUACGAGCCCGUGGCGGAUUCGAACUCGAAUAUAACUGGGAGAACGGGCGCCUGGAGGGUGAUGUCAAAAUUGUUUCCAACCUAGGCGAGCGCGCCGUCGUCUGCUUUCCCUGGCGAGAAUGGAUCAAAGAAGACGGAGAUCAACGGCCCCGGGCUUCACAGAAUCAACACUUCGUAAAAUUUGAAAUAGAGAGCUCCAUGGGCGCAUGCUGUUCAACACGAGAAAUAUUUCGAUGGAAACUGGCCUCCUCAUCUUUCCCCACAUGCGAUCCCUGUCCUCGCGGCUCUCCCUAA